Molecule: messenger RNA, 2151 nt
Organism: Mycetomoellerius zeteki
Lineage: Eukaryota; Metazoa; Arthropoda; Insecta; Hymenoptera; Formicidae
Product: Escargot/snail protein homolog
Exons: 3
Coding region: 277-2151 (624 amino acids)
Biological process (GO): regulation of DNA-templated transcription
Molecular function (GO): RNA polymerase II cis-regulatory region sequence-specific DNA binding; DNA-binding transcription factor activity, RNA polymerase II-specific
Source: RefSeq, a predicted model, not a curated record
UUCGGAUGAGCGAGUGGUGAAGAUUAAUCUUAUUACACCUUGAAGAAAGAUCGAAGUGCCGGUUCUUCUUUUGAAAGAGAAGGCUCUUGACUUAUGUGUGAAAUAACAGUGCAGUGACAUUACCACGUAUUAUUGCCUUGCGAGAUUUCGGCAAGGCUGUGAUUAUUGGAUUAAUGCUCUGAAUGACGGAUAUUCAUAUGAGAAGAGUGAGGAUGUUAUAAUCGUCUUCGCAGUGGCAUAGCGUCAAUAAAUCAGAAAAACGUUUUAAGUGCCUUUAUGCAAUAUCAAAACUGUGCCAAAAUGCUUGUCGACGAGGUGCCGCACAGCUUCAUGAAGAAGAAUUACAAUUACAGUCAUUGCCCGUUAAAGAAGCGGCCGUUUUAUUACACAUCCGAGGAUGAAGAAGAAGUUCCCGAAGCAAUCAAAGAAGAAAUAAUUGAUGUAGGAGUAGAUGAUAUUCCUGAACCUGAGAACCUCAGCACGAAGCCCGAGGAUCUCAGUAGAACCGCGGAUCGUCAUCAUAGUCCUCAUCAACAACAGCAACAACAGCAACAACAGCAAUCACAACCAGAAUCACAGGAACGCGCGUCCAGCAGGAUGCCACCUCCGAUUUUUAAAACAUCUCCUCCACCUUUGACGAUAGAGCCAUCCUCGCAGACUCACGCGAUGCACUACGUCCACCAGUUACAUCACUAUCACCAUCACUAUCCGACCAAGACUAUCACGCCACCAGCGGGAAUCGCGCCGACCCAUCGUCCACUGGUGAAGACAGCGCGAGUUGAAGUGAUCCAGCAUAAUGACAAUUCCACGACGACACCGACGGCGGGUGUGACGGCGACGUCGACACCGUUGCAUUUUAUGGCGAGCAAGGCACCUCUGGAGCCGUUGAAUCUAAACCCCUUGAUGGAGCCGUUGGCUCAUUAUCCUACGCCAGCCUGGACUCGCACGGGUCCACUGUAUCCGUCGCAUUAUUUGCCGUACGCUUCUCCUGCCUAUCAUCGCUAUCCUGAAGCGGAAUUGUAUUCGUCGUACCCGGUACCGGCGUAUCCGCACUCCUCUCCAGAACAACAUUCGUCAGUUUCGCCACCGCCCCACGGCGCAUUGACUUGCUCGACGAUCCAACGGCCCAUCGCCAGGAGCUACCCUCACUGGAGCAGCCCGGAUCAUUGUGGUUUGUCGCCUACAAGUUCCGUGGGUUCCGGAUCUCUACGAUCUCCGCCUCCCGUCACGCCGGAAGAUCUUUCCUCGCCCAGCAGUGAGAGCGGCAGGUCGUCCGCUGGCAGCACAUCCGCUGGAAGCAGCACGAUCGUGAACACGAAAAUAGAGAAAGGCAGUCCGAGCACCAAUGCAAAUACUUCCUCGAGCUCGACGUCGUCCAGAUAUCCAUGCAAACAUUGCAACAAAUCGUACUCGACAUUUUCCGGCUUGUCGAAGCACCAGCAGUUUCACUGCGCGGCUGCUCAAGGCCAGGCAAAGAGGUCCUUCUCGUGCAAAUUCUGCUCGAAGGUAUAUGUUAGUUUGGGCGCACUGAAAAUGCACAUUCGAACGCACACGCUGCCCUGCAAGUGCCAUACAUGUGGCAAAGCAUUCUCCAGGCCAUGGUUGCUUCAGGGUCACAUCCGGACGCAUACCGGCGAGAAGCCAUUCCGAUGUCAACACUGCAAUCGCGCAUUCGCCGAUAGGAGCAACCUCAGGGCUCACCUGCAGACCCAUAGCGACGUCAAAAAGUACUCCUGCGACAGGUGUAGCAAGACAUUCAGCAAGUCGGCUAUUCUUGCUAAAGUUUCGCGUUUCUGUGACCCAAUGACAAAUGUCGCCCGUUUUUAUUUCGCGGUCUCAAAGUGCCUUAGAAUGCAGUACAAAUGUCGAGUGCAGACCGUGGUUUGGAAUUUUAUUGUGCGUCGUGUUACCGCCGUUAUUAACGAAGACGCAGGUAAGGGAAUUUCGAAAGCAUGCGAUGUGGCAAAUCCAUGGGGUUUUAUGCGCGGUGUUUGGGUCGGAGCAUGUACCACCAAGGACGCGCCGAAGGUGAUCGUGCCGCACAUGCCGGGUGGUUACCAUGUUCGAGAAGGACAUGAAAGAAAAAAGAAAGGAAAAAGAGGCAGCAGCAGCGAAGUUAAGACGGAGUUAAAGUGCGCGGAUGAGACUUAA